AUGACAGGGAGACGUUUGGUGUAUGUUAUGGCCAUUAUCUUGUUCAUCGGUCGUCUCGAGGCUGGGAGAAAGAGCUAUCUAGAUUAUCAUACAAAGACAAGUGUUAGUGCCAUCACUGAAAGCAAGAUAGCUUUAAAGUUUUGCGUCUUGAGGACAUGUAUUUCAACAACAAGUUAUAAAGCUUGCUACUGCUGCUUCAACAAGGGUCAACAUGACGAACCCCCCGGUUUCUCCACAUGGGAUGAGUGCAUAAAGAAUUGUCCUUAUUACAACCCUAAAUGCCCUCUUCCAACUGCCAAGGAAUUUCAUCCAUGA
This is a messenger RNA of Triticum urartu, 315 nucleotides long. NCBI's taxonomy places the organism in Eukaryota, Viridiplantae, Streptophyta, Magnoliopsida, Poales, Poaceae. The record is from RefSeq and is a predicted model, not a curated record.